AUGGCAGUCGCUGGUGAUACCUUUUCAAUGUCGACCUUGUUCGAUGCUUUACCAAACCCUAAUGGAAUCUCCGGUUCCGUUCCUCCUCCGGGGUUCGCCCCACGCGCCUCCGCCACUCACUUGCACGCUGCGAUGUUCAACCUAAUGACUUGCUGCGACGGUAUGUCCUCCUUUAAAGAGAUGAUCGCGUCGUUUGACAAAACAGAGCUUCAGAGGAUGGCCUCGUUGCUGACGUCAGACUCCGAUUACUUCAUGGCGAUCGUCACAAACAAGCACGGCUCGAGACGCGUGCAGAAGCUCCUCGGCAAAUCAGAUGACGUGGACGCACUCUUCUGCGACGUUAUCUUGCGCCGCUUCCUCCACAUCACAACCGACAAAUACGCAUCGUACGUGACGAUACGAGCCAUGGCCGUUUUUGAUGACAAGGAGAUGAAAAAGGCAAUGUACGAGCAGAUUCUCUACUACGCUCUCUACCUAGCGCGUGACCAACACGGCUGCAUCGCCCUCAACGAUAUCAUAACCGACGCGGAUGAUCCUUACUACAAAGAUCAGAUACUAGACUUGGUCGCAUACAACGCUCUCUGCCUAAGCAACGACGCUUCAGGGAACUUUGUGGUCCAACGUGUGCUUGCAUUGAAGGACUUGCGUACCAUGCACAACAUCGCAGUUAGUCUCCGUGGCCAUUGCUUUGAGCUCUCGUUUAAGAAGUAUGGAAGCUACAUCGUGGAGAAACUUCUGGAGGCGGAGUCGUCAAUGGUAGUGGUGGUUGUGGAGCUUUUGGAGUGCGACGGAGACAGGUUGAUGAGGCUGGCGAGGAAUGAGUAUGGGAAUUUCGUGGUUUGCAACGCACUGAAAUCGACGAAGAUGUCUAGGAUUGAUCUGUUUUGGUGUUUGGUGCAAAAGCUCAUGCCUUUUAUCCAUCUCUUGCGUAGGUCUCACGGAAGCAACAUUGCAAACAUCUUGGAAUCAGUUAAGCUUCGUUACUGACUUUAGUAUUAGUAUCUCGGUGUUUACGUCUGAAGCUAGUUACAAUACAUAAAUUGUUCGGGUGUUUAAGUUAGUUACAUGAUUCUUGUAAGAAA
This is a messenger RNA of Camelina sativa (false flax), 1082 nucleotides long. The record is from RefSeq and is a predicted model, not a curated record. Lineage: Eukaryota; Viridiplantae; Streptophyta; Magnoliopsida; Brassicales; Brassicaceae.